Acytostelium subglobosum LB1 is the source of this 4953-nucleotide messenger RNA. RefSeq lists its product as hypothetical. NCBI's taxonomy places the organism in Eukaryota, Evosea, Eumycetozoa, Acytosteliales, Acytosteliaceae. The transcript is spliced from 4 exons. The record is from RefSeq and is a predicted model, not a curated record. Gene Ontology annotation, biological process: chemotaxis. The annotation marks the transcript as partial.
UAUGAUGUGAAGCAGGUUACUUUACUUGGAGGCGAUAUGACAUUUGUUAGUGCAGAGCUGACAUUUGAUGAACCUUUAUAUUGGUUGGACAGUUAUAGUUGUCCGAAUUAUUCAAGUGCUGGUGUGCCGCCAGCAUGUCCACCAUGUGAUUAUACCAAUAAUAAUGCAUUGGGUUGUGGCAAUAGUGCCUGCAAUCCAUUAUGUAACAAGACACAGGAUUAUAAUAUGGCUUGUGGUGACGAUGCACCUGACGACUUGACGACCAUCACACUGGGCCAGCCGGUACGCGGAACGACGCCGUCCCAGCUCGGCAUGACAACAUUCAGCUAUUACAACUACUAUGCUUACACGACCAAUCCAUCGGGCUACAGGCUAUCGAUGAAGGUCUAUCAGGGCGAAGGAAGGUUGUACCAGACCUUCCAUCCAAUCGAUCCCCAGAACGACCGAUACAACCGAGCGAUACUAAGUACACGUGAAGUGGCCACCAUGUCCAUCUGUCCAGACAACAAGGCCAACUCAUUCCCCUUUGGUACCAUAUACUUUUACAUCGAGAACCAAGGUCUAUUCGAUCUUGUCUAUGAUAUCAUUCUCGAAUCUAUUGCAUCAAGUAGGAUUGUUGUACAAUUGUGUCCAGAGUCUGGAAAGACUACAAAGACAUUGUAUAUAGCAUUGGUGAUCAAUAAUGAUAAUAUGAAUGGAGUUGUGUCUGACUUUUAUGUGACGACAAGUGGAAAGUACAAGUUGGUAGCACUGCAAGACAACUCUGUGAUAUCAGGUACAUGGGCAUUGGCUGGAACAUCAAUGAUCACAUUACCAACUACCAAGAACAAAUAUAGAUGUGAUGACUAUCAUACUGGAUGUACCAUAUUCUAUCCACUUUUCCCGCGAGCUCACAACACGCCCCUAUACCCAGUACCAAGUACAUUCCUCGACUAUGGCUUGGCCAAUCCACUCUUUGAUGACAUAAGCAUCAAUGAAACAGAUAACCCUGCAGUGGCUAAUGUGUAUCAAUUUGGAUUGACGAUGGAGACAUCGUAUUCUGAUAUUACUGUACCAUUCUUAAAGCAAGACGACAUGAAGGGUGGAGUACAAUUGACAUUCUUGGAUAAGGUCGUUUAUGGCGAUGGCACAACUGUCAAGGGAUCAUUCACAUUGACCGCGAGGAACUUGACCAAUUGCAGUUACACAGAGUUCAUGACUGUCUACAACAUGCAAGAUCCAAUGUUGAAUCAAAUGCAGAACAACACCAAGCUGAUGCUUGUUCAAGCACUGCGAUACCAGUUCGAUAUGAUGGUGGCACGCGAUGAAUACUACAGCUGCUAUGAGUUGGCUUCACAAAUGGCCAACAUCACCGAGACCUAUGUGAUGGUCAACACCACGCACUGUCCAGUCUACUCGUCCAACAUGGACGACUACCUCUACGACCCAUGCUGUGGCAUAUACUCACAGUUUGGGGACGUGUGCACGCCUCGUCUGCAGAGAGUGCACAGUCUGGUUGUUGGCGAGAUGGACACAAAGAGGAUCGAGGACCAGUGCUCGCUGCCCGAGUGCACAGAGUCAGUUUUGAAUAACUUUGUCUCGUCCGUGUAUUGGAACUCCAUACACCCGUGCGAGGACCAGACCAACGCAUACCUAGGCCCACUCAAGCAGUUGUUUACAUUGCUACGCGGAUGCCACAAGGCAGUCGUGCAGCCACCACCAUGCAUCAAUGAUGCCCAAUGCGCUGCAUAUGCCAACAAGACCGCUCGAUGCAAUAUGCGCACAGGCGAAUGCGUGGCGCCCCGCACAGAGGUCGAGUCGGCCUUCUCAAGAUGCGUCCUCAACUUCAUCCCCCAGCAGCUCAAGUACGACUUUGCCGCCGCCCACGGCUUUUCCCUCAACAACACACAUCUCGACGAGAUUGUCCAGCAGCUGUUCUACACCACUGAUUGCACGACGAGCACCAACGUCGUGCCAUACCUGCGCCAGCAACAGGUCUACACGUCAUUCGAUCCCAACUACAAGAUACAUUGUUACCCGCCCGUCACUGGCCUGGACCUGUCCGCGCCCAUGACUAUCUACGACACGUGCAUGCAGUUUGACUCGGACAGGUACUCAUGGACACCGACUCACGUCGAUGCCAACAAAUGCAGUGGCAACGUGAGGUGCAAUUGGAAGGGAGAGAAUGGUACACUCGAUAGCUACGACCCAGUCGCACUCAGUACCGAAUGUGCCAAGAACACAACAUCGUUCUUUUGUGGUGACUGCAGUGACCCGCUGCUCAACUGCUACGUCGACCCGACAAUCACGACCAAAGAUCAAUGCGAGAACACAUUUGUUUGUUACAGACCCAACUCAAAGGCAUCGUCGACCACCAAGCGAGGAGCAUUCUCCGUGCCCAACAAAUACUACACGACAAGUAACGCGGCGCAGUGUACUGAUGGCUCGUGCUCAGUAUCCUGUCCAACAUGCAGCGCAGGAGUAUCAUGUAACAUUCAAUACUCGACACUUACGACAUGUCCAAUCAUUGGUGGUACAUUCCCAGCAGCUUUCUCGAUCAAUAUAUCUGGAAUCACACACUGCCAGUACAACAACGCCACACUGACAUCAGGUCAAUGCGUAGACCCACUGGCCAAGAAGGCCACAUUCACCAACUGUGCAUCAUUGUCCAAUGAACAAUGUACAACAUGUGGCGCAUUGGAACCAUUCUGCGCCUGCUCACUAGUCGACGCACCUUGCAACCAGGCACAAUGCCAGCAGCCAGCCAAGCGUGGCACGUGCUCCGACGAGUUCUACUUCAAUUUCAAGCUCGGCAACUAUCCCACGAAUGCACCCAAGUGUUUGUUCCCAUGGUCGAUGCCAGAGAACCCACAGAACUCCUAUCCCCAGUGCGUCUAUGGCAUGGAGCAGGACUCGCCCAUGGGCUGCUUCUCCCUCAACAUCUCACACAUUGAUCCUGCCGUUUGUUUGAAUGAUGGAGGAGUCGUUUGGAAUCAGUCGCUGACAAAGGGACAAUGUGAGGGCUACGCCAACCGAUGCAUGGGCAACGAUCAGUCUGACACAUCCGUACUGCCUUUCACCAAGCGAUUCAACAACAAGACGCAGUCAUCAUGUCAAGCUGCUGGCGAGAUGUGGAUCAGCCCAUUCCAAUGGAAGCCAGCCCAAUGGAUUGACUCUGCGCCUGUCAAGCUCCAAUGGAUGCCCGUCGACACCAAGGUUCAAGCGCUGACAAUCUGGAACAAGACCAUCGACUACUCACGUGUCUUCUCCUCCUUCUCUGCGUUCGCCUACCUGGACAUGACUCAAAAGUUCAGAUCGGAGCUCAUGUGUAGCGUGGCCAACAUCAAGUCCCCACUCAGCAUGUUUGCCUGCUCCUGUGGAACUGAGCGCGGAGAGGACUGUUUCUCCAGUCGCCUCGACGCACCCUUGGCCACUGUGAUCAGGAUUUGCGCCAAACAGAACAGCACCACAACAAUCAAUGGAGGCACGAUCACAUUCACCGAGUCAUCAGUGGUCAACAACACAUGCAGCAACAUUGGUGUGAGCAUGAUCUUUGCUCAGACCUACCUGGGCAAGCAGGUGCAGACACUCUCGUCGGACUUUAUCGCGGUGAUCCACCCCGGCGACUACGCCAUCUUCAACGAGCAGCAGGGCACCAUUGGACAGGUGCUUGCCAAUGGCGCGUCACUACACUCCAACGAUCGAAACACACUCAGUCUGCUACUAUGUCUCAAUCAAACCAUUGAGUCUAGGUAUCCAAUCAUUGACUUUGCCGCCGUCUAUGGCAAUGAUUCCAAUGGCGCCGUGACCCCACUCGAGUGCACAGUGUCAGUGAUCAACGGAUCAUAUUGUUGUGAGAUCAAUCCAUUCCCCUCGGACCCCAAUGUCAGAACACCAAGUGGCUACCUACUCAUCUCACGUAUUGCACAAUGGCGCAAAGAGAAGUUCCGUCUACUCACCGACUCUGGAAAAGUGUUAGUCUACAUCCUAGCCGCCAUAUUCCUCCUUCUCGCACUCAUCUGUCUCGUCCAACUUGCCUUCUUUGUAUUCCUACGUAUACUCAAGUCCGAACCAUUCCGCAUUGUCCAUGUCCUUUUCCUAUUCCUAUUCCUCUUCACUGUUUCACGUGGAAUAUACUUCUCUCAACUUCCAACAAGUGGAGAAGGAGAGGAUGAUAUUAACACGGUUGGACAGUAUAUUCUGGUCGUGUUGCCAACAUUCUUGUACUUUACAGCCUUUACAAUUGUGUUGGUCAUUUGGUAUAUCUUGGCAAACAUCAACAUGCGUGUGAUGACCAAUCUCCAGAAAUUGAUCAAUCGUCUGGUGAUCUCGGUCAAUGCCGUGCUCUACAUCCUAUUCAUCGUGAUCGUGUUGGUGUUCAACUACACCGGACCUGAAGACCCACAGACAUGUGGCGGCAGGAUCAUUGGCAGGACGACCAACAGUCGUGCACAGUCUGCCGUCUCGAUACUUUAUGCCGUGGUGCAAUGUGUUCUCUCUGUGGUCAUUGGCUUUGGAUUCAUUUACUAUGGCAGCAAGGUCUAUCGCAAGUUGUCACAGCUGGACUCCAAGACGACAAACACGCGACAUCUCAAGCACAAGACCAUGGCAAUGGCACUGAUCUUUGCCAUCAGUUUCUUGUUGCACUGUAUAUUCAUCAUUAUCUUGGUGGCGGCACGUCCUUCCAACAUCCUAUUCAGUUUCAUUCUCUUAGUAUUGACAGAGAUACUGCCAGCCACAACACUUAUCUUCUCCUAUCAUCAGUUACCAUUCACUGCAGCUGGUGGCAACACAUCUAUCCAACUCAAGAAGUCCAGCAGUACAUCAUCGUCACCAUCAGCCAGUGUACAACCAUCAAGUGGUAGCAGUACAUCAUCGACAGGAGCCACUCAACCAACAUCAUCAUCGAACAACAACAACAACAACAACAACAACAACAACAACAACAAUAAUAAUAAUGUCGAUAUCAACAAU